UCCCAGAGCCAGGAGAGAACCCAGAAGUCCUGGCUCCUGUCAUCUUGUUUUGAGGGGGGCCAGUUUGGGCAUCUCUGGACCCCCAUGUGAAGCAGACGUUAAAGGGCGGGUUCCCCAUCCUGUGUUGGCUAACAGCUCGCCCCUCCCCCCUGCAGGGUUUGCCUUCCCCGACUGGGCCUACAAGCCCGAGUCGAGCCCCGGCUCACGGCAGAUCCAGCUGUGGCACUUCAUCCUGGAGCUGCUGCGCAAGGAGGAAUACCACGAUGUGAUCGCCUGGCAGGGCGACUACGGCGAGUUCGUCAUCAAGGACCCCGACGAGGUGGCGCGGCUGUGGGGCGUCCGCAAGUGCAAGCCCCAGAUGAACUACGACAAGCUGAGCCGGGCGCUGAGAUACUACUACAACAAGCGGAUCCUGCACAAAACCAAAGGGAAACGAUUCACCUACAAGUUCAACUUCAACAAGUUGGUGCUGGUGAACUACCCCUUCAUCGACAUGGGCCUGGCAGGUGGCCCCGUGCCCCAGAGUGCCCCGCCAGUGCCCUCGGGUGGCUCCCACUUCCGCUUCCCACCCUCCACGCCGGAUGUGCUCUCGCCCGGGGCAGAGGAGCUGCGCUCGCCAGGCGUCUUCUCGGCCGUGGCGCGGCGCCUCGCCCGCGGCUCGGUCAGCGACUGCAGCGACGCCACCUCAGCCACCUCGGAGCUGGAGGAGCCGCUGGGCGAGGAAGGGCGCCGGGGCGGGGGGCCAGGUGAAGGGGGUGGCUUCCGUGGGCCCCCCCUGCCUGCCCACCCUCGGCUGGCCCACGACAGCCUCUUCCGUGCCUACCCCCGGCCCCGCGGGCCCGAGCCCCUCAGCCCCUUCCCGGUGUCCCCCAUGGCCGGCCCUGGAGCCCUGCUGCCCCCCCAGCUGUCGCCCGCCCUGCCCCUCACCCCCACCCACAUGAACUACACCCCCUCGCCCACCCUGAGCCCCAUGUACCCUGGCGGCUCCCACUUCUCCUUCAACCCCGAGGACAUGAAGCGCUACCUGCAGGCACACACCCAGAGCGUCUACAAUUACCACCUCAGCCCCCGGGCUUUCCUCCACUACCCCCACAUCCUCGUGCCCCAGCCCCAGCGCCCUGAGAAGCCGCCCCCGCCCGAGGAGCCCCCUGCCCCCUUCAAAUUCAAGCUGCAACCUCCCCCACUGGGCCGGCGGAACCGGGACAAGGCACCGGCGCCCCCCGGUGAAGGGGCCACCCCGGAGCCCCGGCUGCCCUGCAUCAAGGUGGAGCCCAUCUCAGAGGGGGAGUCGGAGGAGGAGGAGGUGACGGUGGAGGUGACAGAUGUCAGUGAGGAAGAUGAGGAGGUGUUCAAGGCUCCCCCUGCCCUGUCCGAGAAGCCUGGGGAGCCCCCAGUGCCCCUGGCCCCCCGGCAGUGCGAGGAGAGCGGCCUGUGCAUCCCCCUCAAGCUGCGCUUCAAGCGGCGCUGGAGUGAGGACCAGCGGCUGGAGGCGGGUGGGGGGGGCGGCCUCCAAGAGGCGGAUGACAAGAAGGUGAAGGGGGAGCGGGAGGGUGGGGACCCCCCAGCUGGAGGUGGGCGGCGCGUCAGCACCGACCUGCCCCACGCCACAGCCCAGCUCUCGCUAGAGAACAAGGACUUGUAGAGCUGGUGCUGGUGCCCCCAGGGGGGGCUGGGGGGCCGUCUUCUGCCUUAACUCAGAGAUUUUAACCCUUCCCUGAGCCGCCACCUCUCCGGGAUCCUGUACGUUGAAAUGGGGUGGGGGGCGCUCACCUGUUUUUACUUCAGUAUACAUAUACAUACAUAUAUAUAUUUUUGGGGGGAUGAUUUUAAAUCUGGGGGCAGCUUUCCUUUCAGGGUCUCUGGUUUUUAAAGAGGAGGUGACCCUGGGAAUUUAUAUCAUGUAGAAUUUUUUUAACCUUUUCCCACCCCUGAAUCCUCUCGUUUAUAUCCAGUUGCUGCCUUGUUGGGGGAGGGGGGGUGUUUUCAUCUUAAGGGGGGGAUGUUGAGGGAUCUCAAUGUCCCUCUCCCCUCGUGUGGGGGGAAACAGGCUUUAAAGCACAAUGAACUCUCUUUAAUCCCUG
Messenger RNA from Chelonoidis abingdonii (Abingdon island giant tortoise), 2081 nucleotides. It is a transcript of the gene ERF, whose product is annotated as ETS2 repressor factor. The record is from RefSeq and is a predicted model, not a curated record. Gene Ontology annotation, cellular component: nucleus. Gene Ontology annotation, molecular function: sequence-specific DNA binding; DNA-binding transcription factor activity, RNA polymerase II-specific. Gene Ontology annotation, biological process: regulation of transcription by RNA polymerase II; cell differentiation. NCBI's taxonomy places the organism in Eukaryota, Metazoa, Chordata, Testudines, Testudinidae.